UGCUAUUAAUUAUUAUGUGCACUUACCGUGCUGCAUAUUACGUGGGUGUAAUGUAUUGAGAGAAUGUCUGUGUACCUCAGCUGUUACACAACUGUGCUAUCGGUAUUAUUACACCUUAAAAAAAAAAAAAAGACAUAACGCCCGUCAAACAAACCACAUAAACUAUGAUACAGUCAGUACCACAAGUAGUGCAGGCUUUGUUUAUUUAGGUAAUUUAUGUAAAAAAAAAUAAAUGAAUAAAAAUCGCUGUACAUACUGUAACUACAGCAGUGUGCCUUAAAGGACAAAGAGAAGAGAAGCGUGAAGACAGAGUGUACAGACUAGUCUUUCAUCAGAGUGGAAAGAAAGAGGGGUAUAUAGACAGUACAAUGGCCAAAGUGGAAGCACAAUGGCUAGAGAAAAGUAGCAACAGGGGACUCUUAAUUAUUGAUGUAUUGGUUUUUAACUAAUAUUAGAAUGUGAGCAACAUUAAGACGGACAGGUAGUAAAGAAGAUUCCAGUGAGUGUUCACGUGAUAAAUUAAAUAAAAGCUAACCAGCUUAGGAAGAUAUUGUAACUAUAUAUUUCUGCCCUUUACAUCAUCAUAAAAAACACCCUUUGAGUUUCAGUGAGACGCUAUAUUAUUCAUCUAUAUAAUAAGUUAAUGUUUUAAUUACCUUGACAUACUGCUCAUAGGGCUUGGAUGCCAAGUAAUAAUAUGAUACUUUAUAAACAUAAUGUUGCAUCACAGAUGUGGGAAUGUUCAAUGUAGCAUCACACAUUUGGGAACGUGUACACACAUGCACAAACAUCUCCUGACUGGUUGGUAACCACAUCAGUUGGGCUUGGGAUCAGUAAUUCUGACACCAGAACGCAACAUAUGUUCGUAAUUACCUGAUGUUGCCGGUAGCAAUUAUCAAAGGCGUCGUCUUCUUUGACAUGACUGAAACCCCAAACAACACACAUCAGGGAGGGAGUACUAGAGAGAAUGUGAAGCACAAUGACGGAUUUUGAAACAUAUCAGGAGUACCAGCGGAUAGAGGACUUUGAGGAAGAUUCCCCCCCAGGAGAAGAGGACCUACUAGUGCAUGUCCCUGAAGGCUUGAAAGAUUCAUGGCAUCAUAUCAAGAACCUGGAUCAUUUCUUCACAAGAAUUUAUCAUUUUCAUCAGAAGAAUGGCUUUGCCUGCAUGAUGCUGUCAGAGUUCUUUGAACUGGUACAAUUCUUGUUUGUUGUCACCUUUACAACUUUCCUCUUCAAUUGUGUGGAGUAUGACAUUCUCUUCGCCAACAAGGCGGUGAAUCACACCACCAAAACUGGAUCCUCCCUGGAGAGGAACAAGGUCAUCCUGACUGACGCCAUCCUGUCCAGCCAGAAAUGCACUGAGAGAAUCCAAGGAAAUGGUUGGAUCAUCUUCCUACUUAUUAUGGCUGCUAUAUUCUGGGUCUAUCGACUGAUCAAAGUGUUCUGCAACAUCCUGAGCUACUGGGAGAUUCGUCAGUUUUACAUCAAAGCACUGAAAAUAACCAUGGACGAGCUUUGCAACUACACGUGGCAGGAGGUCCAGGGCCGGCUGAUCAGCCUGCAGCGGGAGCAGCAGAUGUGUAUCCAUAAGAAGGAGCUGACUGAGCUGGACAUCUACCACCGCAUUCUGCGCUUCAAGAACUACAUGGUGGCCAUGGUCAAUAAGUCUCUGCUGCCCAUCCAGCUGCACCUGCCCCUGCUGGGCGAUGUGGUCUUCCUCACGCAGGGCCUCAAGUACAACUUUGAGCUCAUCUUCUUUUGGGGGCCUGGCUCCCUCUUCCAGAACAAGUGGAACCUCCACCCCAAGUACAAACGGGCCAGCAAUCGUCUAGAGCUGGCCACCCAGCUGAGCCGCAUCAUUCUGCUGGCAGGCCUGGCCAACCUGCUGCUGUGCCCCUUCAUCCUGGUCUGGCAGGUGCUCUACGCUUUCUUCAGCUACACAGAGACCAUCAAACGGGAGCCCGGAAGCCUUGGUGCUCGCCGCUGGUCACUCUAUGGCCGUCUCUACCUGCGGCACUUCAACGAGCUGGAUCACGAGCUGCACGGGCGACUGGGACGCGGAUACAAGCCUGUCUCCAAGUACAUGAACUCCUUCACCUCACCGCUGUUCACGGUCAUUGCCAAGAACGUGGCCUUCUUCUCGGGCUCCAUUCUGGCCGUGCUGAUCGCGCUAACUGUCUACGAUGAGGAUGUGCUCACCGUCCAGCACAUCUUGACCGCCAUCACCAUAUUGGGCGUGGUUGUAACUGUCACAAGGUCUUUCAUCCCAGACGAGCACAUGGUCUGGUGUCCAGAGCAGCUCCUGCAGUGUGUGCUUGCCCACAUUCACUACAUUCCCGAUCACUGGAAGGGGAAUGCCAACAAAUCUGAGACCAGGGAUGAAAUGGCACAGCUCUUUCAGUACAAAGCGGUAUUUAUUCUGGAGGAGCUGCUCAGCCCCAUCGUCACUCCGUUUAUUUUAAUCUUCUUCUUGAGGCACAAGUCCCUGGAGAUCAUCGAUUUCUUUCGCAACUUCACGGUGGAGGUGGUUGGGGUCGGGGACAUCUGUUCCUUUGCCCAGAUGGACAUCCGCAAACACGGGAACCCACAGUGGCUUUCGGAGGGGCAGACAGAAGCCUCAGUGUAUCAGCAGGCCGAGAAUGGCAAGACAGAGCUGUCUCUGAUGCACUUCACCAUCAAGAACCCACGCUGGCAGCCCCCUCAGGAGAGCUCCUUCUUUAUCAGUCACCUGAAGGAGAAGGUACAUCAUGACGCCGCUGGCGCCCCUCCUGCUCAGCACAUCCUGUCGGAGACCCCAUUCUUCUCCUCACUACUCUCCAACGAGUCCGGAACUGCGCCUGAUAACUUGCUGGCCAGCGUUAUUGCCCACCCAGUCCUCACUGCUUCAGGACUGCCAGGGAGGGACAGGCACUUCGUCCAUCCCAGCACCACUGCUUCAGCAGCGGCCAGUGUCCUGGCAUCUCUCUCCACCUCCCAGCAACCCAGCCGGACCCGUUCCCACAUCCUGCUGCCUUCCACCUACCCUGAGAACCCCAUGUACCGCAGUGACAGGACCGUCAUAGAGGAGAGGUACCCCAUACACAUGUCUGGAAGUGACUCCCGAAUCCAGAAUAUCAGUCGCUCUGCUCUGCUUUCAGAAAUUGCAUCGGCUGAAAUGAGCCUCCAUGCCAUCUACAUGCAUGAGGUUCACCAACAGAGCUCGCAUCCUCAGCAGGUAUCUGGACAGUGGCAGGCUUCAGUCCCACUAAGAGACCUCCAAAGCAACCCAGGGUCUUUGUCACAAUCCAGCCAGCCUGAGAGCCUCUCUGGCCUCUCCCAGCUCCGUCUCAGAGGAUGGGCAGAAGAGGAGGAGAUUGUCAGUGAACCACCUGCACUCUCUGGGUCUGGAGUCGGGAGCUGAAAGUGCCUUCAAACACAAGAGGUUAUACCACUUGGAUUUUGAAGAAUGGUGUGGCCUUUGUAAACACAAUCAGUGUUCAGUGUUUCAGCCUGCUGUGUAUUGUGGGGGAAAAGGAGCUGCUCUCCCGAUCUUCCAGUUACACAAGCAGAAGCAAGAUGUCUUCCAGAAUUUUUUUUUUUUUUUAGCUAUUUUUUAAAACACAGACCUUGUUACAAACUUUGGGUGUGUGUCGCCCAAGCCAUAGGACUUGGCCAUGAACAGCAACUUUUACAAAAUACAAAAAGCAUAAGCUUGACUUCACUACUUGAAAACCUAAGAGUAAGGUAACAACAUGUUUUACAUUUUUAAUACAAUAUUGCAUUUGAUAACAUGAAGAGAAGGUGUUUACGUUUAUAAUAGCAAUUAUUACAAAUCUGUAAUUCUGUUUGUUUUGAAGUGACGGACUAGUCACUUUGGGAUGUGCCUAGUUCCCUUCUUGAACUUAGAGCUAAUAUUUUUGUCAAUCUUUCUAUCAUAUCUAGCAGAAAGACCUUGGUAGUUCACAUCUGGGAUCACUAAAUAGGUCUGAUUUAUAAUUUAAUUUUUGUUUAA
Molecule: messenger RNA, 3994 nt
Organism: Polyodon spathula (Mississippi paddlefish)
Lineage: Eukaryota; Metazoa; Chordata; Actinopteri; Acipenseriformes; Polyodontidae
Product: autophagy-related protein 9A-like
Exons: 15
Coding region: 980-3403 (807 amino acids)
Biological process (GO): protein localization to phagophore assembly site; autophagy of mitochondrion
Cellular component (GO): phagophore assembly site; autophagosome
Source: RefSeq, a predicted model, not a curated record